AUGCGAAUAACAUGCUGGAAUGUGGGUACGUUAAUCGGAAAGAGCUUCGAAGUCGCACAAAUGCUAAAAAGAAGAAAGGUACACAUCGCCUGCCUACAAGAGACGAGAUGGAACGGAACUAAAGCUCGGGAGUUAGGAGAGGGAUACAAGUUAUUCUACAGUGGGUCACCAAAUCGUAGAAACGGGGUCGAUAUCGUUCUAAGCGAAUCACUCAAGGACAAGGUGGUGGAAGUCAAACGAUGUUCAGACAGAGAUACAAGGAAUACGACAGAAGAAAAGCUAAUUAUUGGGGCGGACUUUAACGCCCACAUACGAAAAGAUCGUCUUGGGUAUGAACAAAAUCAUGGAGGCUAUGGGCAUGGUCUGAAGAACAAGGAAGGGGAAAAACUUCUCCAAUCGGAGGAUUACAAAGAAUAUAGGGAGGCAAAGAGAGCUGCGAAGAAGGCCGUUGCAAUAGCGAAGAAUGUUGUGUACACCGAGAUGGCAAACAAACUGGAUCAUAAAGGGUAA
This is a messenger RNA of Gordionus sp. m RMFG-2023, 510 nucleotides long. RefSeq lists its product as uncharacterized. The record is from RefSeq and is a predicted model, not a curated record. Gene Ontology annotation, biological process: DNA repair. Gene Ontology annotation, molecular function: double-stranded DNA 3'-5' DNA exonuclease activity. Bases 1 to 510 code for a protein of 169 amino acids. NCBI's taxonomy places the organism in Eukaryota, Metazoa, Nematomorpha, Gordioida, Chordodea, Parachordodidae. The transcript is spliced from 3 exons.